GGCUAGCUGAAGGCAUCCCAUUUUAUCAUAUUUGUUUUACUUCUUCAAUUCCUCCCUAUUUAUCAGUCUCCUAUACAGAUGCAGGGUGUUUGUGGAAUUUGGAACACGCGUGUAUCUUGCACAGAACAAGAAUCCAUAAAGGGGAAGGCACUUUAGGGAGGAAUAAAGGUUGGACAGAAAAUCAAGAAGAGCUUUCUAUUUUCUUCUCCAUACGAUGAUCACAGGGGCCACUCCUUGUUACCCUAAUGGGCCACAAGGGAUACCAAUCUAUGGAUCAGGUCCUGAUCAAGCUUCAUCUCUUGAAGCAAAUUCUUCUGCUUCAUCCACACAACCCAGCUCUUUUCUUUACAAUCUCUCAGUUCUUAAAGAUAAAGUCCACCAGGUACAAUCCCUAGCCAGUAUUUUCUUUUCAUACGAUCACGGCCACCCGCCCGAGUCAACGGCCAUCGCUGUCCCAACGAUGGGCACCUUAAUUCAAGAAAUUAUUGUCACGGCAUCGUCUAUGAUGUUUGCUUGCCAGCAAAUGGCCCUUGGUUCGCCUUCCAUCAACAAUAACGCAGCCUUUGACUUGCAGCCCCACCACCGGCCGUCUAAUAUAACAACCAACGCUGCCAGCGCUGGCGGUCUAGCCCCAUCGGCUGACAAUCCUGCCGUGGACGAAAGAGGGCCCGCGGCAGCUUUCUUUUCCAGUCAUCAUGACGCGCUUGAUCACUGGUAUAGUGAUAGUUGCAACAAUUGCAACCCGACUGAUGAUAAUAACAUUAGUAAUAGUACUAUUGAAGGUAGUAAUUGCGCAAGAGAGUUGCCUCAGAAGACAGAAACAAACGAAGGGUCGUCACAGGGCCUGCUUUCUCCCAAGAAUUACGAUAUCGUCGAACUGGAUGCUGCCGAUUUGUUAGCCAAGUACACUCACUAUUGCCAGGUCUGCGGCAAAGGGUUCAAACGGGACGCAAAUCUGCGAAUGCACAUGAGGGCGCACGGGGACGAGUACAAGUCCAGCGCUGCUCUCAGCAACCCCAUGAAAAUCGCUUCUACUAUGAGUGGAGAGAGCAACAUCCCCAAGCUUCCGAGAAAAUACUCCUGUCCGCAAGAAGGGUGCCGGUGGAACAAGAACCACGCCAAGUUCCAGCCUCUCAAAUCCAUGAUAUGCGUAAAGAAUCACUACAAGAGAAGCCAUUGCCCGAAAAUGUACGUGUGCAAGAGGUGCAACAGGAAGCAAUUCUCCGUGCUGUCGGACUUGAGGACUCAUGAAAAGCAUUGCGGUGAUCUCAAGUGGCUGUGCUCAUGCGGGACGACGUUUUCGCGAAAGGACAAGCUCAUGGGCCAUGUUGCCCUGUUCAUCGGCCACACACCGGUUAUAAAUUCGUCGACGAAGCUGGGGAGUGGAGCUCAAAAUUCAGCACAAAUGCAAGUGAUCAAAGCAGGUAAGAACGAUUAAAUCCCCGUGGAUGUGUAAUACAUAGGCUGCUCGUUUUUCAUCUGUUCCGUAUAUUUGAAUACAGUGCUUUCCUUGUAGGUGGAAAUUUGGGUGCUUGGUAUAGUUUUUAGGUACUUUUCUAGUUUGAAACUUGGUCCGAGUCAUGUAUACUACAUAGUUAAUAUAUAGAACGUACACUUGUAUUGAUCAGGUGUAAAAGAAUUCUACACAGACAAGCUUAUUGAUGGCUUUGUUUUGUGUGACAUUCCUCAGUACAGAAUAACCCUUUGUAUGUUAAAGUCGCAAUUUUACAAACGUUUGUGUAGUAUUCUUUUACACUCACCAUGUGUACUUGCUGCAACGACAUGGCUUGAAUCUAGUUUAAUUUUGUCUUCGAUCAC
Messenger RNA from Sesamum indicum (sesame), 1818 nucleotides. RefSeq names its product protein SENSITIVE TO PROTON RHIZOTOXICITY 2. The record is from RefSeq and is a predicted model, not a curated record. Lineage: Eukaryota; Viridiplantae; Streptophyta; Magnoliopsida; Lamiales; Pedaliaceae. Gene Ontology annotation, biological process: response to aluminum ion; response to acidic pH.